CCCUCCCCCCCCAUAUCAGUGCGCCGGGCUGAUAAAGGCGCCAUUUUGGACGGGCCGCGGGAGACGUGGUGCCGCUGAGGGCUCGCUCUGCCGUACGCUAGGCUUGGUGGGAAGGCCUCUCCUCGAGUCCGCGCUUUUCCUCGCCGCCAUGUCAGGAGGUGGUGUGAUCCGUGGCCCGGCAGGGAACAACGACUGCCGCAUCUACGUGGGUAACCUACCUCCAGACAUCCGAACCAAGGACAUUGAGGACGUGUUUUACAAAUACGGCGCCAUCCGCGACAUCGACCUGAAGAACCGCCGCGGGGGACCGCCCUUCGCCUUCGUUGAGUUCGAGGACCCGCGAGACGCGGAAGAUGCGGUGUACGGUCGCGACGGCUACGAUUACGACGGCUACCGUCUGCGGGUCGAGUUUCCACGGAGCGGCCGCGGUACCGGCCGAGGCGGCGGCGGGGGUGGAGGCGGCGGAGCUCCGAGAGGCCGCUACGGCCCGCCAUCCAGGCGCUCCGAAAACAGAGUGGUUGUCUCUGGACUGCCUCCGAGUGGAAGCUGGCAGGAUUUAAAGGAUCACAUGCGUGAAGCAGGUGAUGUAUGUUAUGCUGAUGUUUACCGAGAUGGCACUGGUGUCGUGGAGUUUGUACGGAAAGAAGAUAUGACCUAUGCAGUUCGAAAACUGGAUAACACUAAGUUUAGAUCUCAUGAGGGAGAAACUGCCUACAUCCGGGUUAAAGUUGAUGGGCCCAGAAGUCCAAGUUAUGGAAGAUCUCGAUCUCGAAGCCGUAGUCGUAGCAGAAGCCGUAGCAGAAGCAACAGCAGGAGUCGCAGUUACUCCCCAAGGAGAAGCAGAGGAUCACCACGCUAUUCUCCCCGUCAUAGCAGAUCUCGCUCUCGUACAUAAGAUGAUUGGUGACACUUUUUGUAGAACCCAUGUUGUAUACAGUUUUCCUUUACUCAGUACAAUCUUUUCAUUUUUUUAAUUCAAGCUGUUUUGUUCAGAAUGGGCUAAAGUGUUGAAUUGCAUUCUUGUGUAAUAUCCCCUUGCUCCUAUCAUCUACAUUCCCCUCAUGUCUGGUAAAUUGUAUUUUAAGUGAUGUCAUAGACAGGAUUGUUUAAAUUUAGUUAAUUUCCAUGCUCUUCAGACUGUGAUAUUGUGUAAAUGUCUAUUCUGCUCUGGUUUGUGUGAAAUGGGAUGUUGGGGAUGUUUGUGGUUAUCUUACUUGGGGAAGUUCUUAUGUUUAUCUUGCUUUUCAUGUGUCUUUCUGUAGACAUAUCUGAAGAGAUGGAUUAAGAAUGCUUUGGAUUAAGGAUUGUGGAGCACAUUUCAAUCAUUUUAGGAUUGUCAAAAGGAGGAUUGAGGAGGAUCAGAUCAAUAAUGGAGGCAAUGGUAUGACUCCAAGUGCUAUUGUCACAGAUGAAAUUGGCAGUAUUGACCUUAUACUAAAAGACAAGGGUUAAAAUUUUUAUCUACCUUAAGACACUUGUAAACAUGCAGUUAUCUUUAGCUACAAUUGCUUUGCUUUUUAAACCUUGGCAAUUGUGGCAGAAUUGCCCAUUUUGUAACAAUUAUUUGCUCCCUUCCCCCCCUUUUUGUUUUAAUAGGGACUAAAGUGGGAAGAAUGGCUAAUUUGUCACAGUGCUUAGUUACAACUGUUAAUGUGUGGCCUGCUGUUGGUGUACAUGUGGGUACAGGGUGUCUAUUUCCAAACAGAGUAUAAUAUCAAUACUGCUAAAUCUGCAUGUCCUCUGUGUGACUGAUAGAGCGUUGUUAUUUUAUUUUUUAAAGACAAUGACAGCAAAAUAGAAUUCCAACGUAUUAGUGUAGAUAUCUAGUUGGGAGUACUUUAUAAGUCUCACCUUCCCUUUUAAUAUUCAUAAUUGACUCAUGUUUAAUACACUUUAAUUUACAAGCUAAAUUGCAGAUGAGAGCAAUAGAUUUAGUUUAGACUUAGGUGGGUAGCAAUACCAGUAAACUUCAAUUACAUAACUUGCAACCACAAAACCUGUGAUACCUGUACAGUAACAAGUGUUGGCAUUAUCAGUUGAACUGUAAAUAUAAAUUGCUUCUUCCUGUUAGUCUCUAUAAUGAUUAAGUUUCUAAAGUUUAUCUAAACACCAUACAGAAACUUGUUUUGGGGAAUUUGAUAGUUAUUGAUGUACAUCUGUUAAACUGAUGACAGACAUAACUCAUCAUUCCCCAGAAACCUUUUUUGAUUACAGUAUCUAACAUUUUGCCUCCUCUUUUUUGGUUUUGCUGGUUAUAAAGGUUUGGAUUGGAGAGGGCUCACUGGAUCCCAAUCCUUGGAGCUGGAUCAUUGGAUUCAAAUCAUAAUGUGGAUAGGAUAGGGAGGAUGAAUUACCAGGAUUCAUGGAGCGGGAUCAGAUUACCAGGAACAUAGGAGUGGAUUCCUUCCUGCCCCAACCAAACCGCAUUCGUGUGGAUUUUUUUUUUCAUUCAACUUAAUUGGCUAUUCCAAAGAGUUUUUUCCUAUUUUUGACGAUUGGAGCCCUUAAGAUGCACGAUGGAAUGUGUUUUGCAUUUUUUGGUAAAAGGAGCAAAGCGAGGACCUGGAGAUAAUACGCUGGAGCAAUCUCCUUGGAAGGAUUCAGCACGAGUAGAUGGUAAACAUUUAAAGGGGAAAGGGGGGGUUUGUUUAAAAUAGUAAAUCAGUAAGUCACUUCUAAAUUUAAAGAAAACAAAAUUGGAGUUGAAGAAUAAGUAGGUUUCCAAUUGGCUAUUGCCGUUUUUCUUUGAAAAAUAAACAUUUUUUAAAAAACGA
Messenger RNA from Mesocricetus auratus (golden hamster), 2774 nucleotides. RefSeq names its product serine and arginine rich splicing factor 1 (gene Srsf1). The record is from RefSeq and is a predicted model, not a curated record. The transcript is spliced from 4 exons. Lineage: Eukaryota; Metazoa; Chordata; Mammalia; Rodentia; Cricetidae. Bases 149 to 895 code for a protein of 248 amino acids. Gene Ontology annotation, molecular function: mRNA binding. Gene Ontology annotation, cellular component: ribonucleoprotein complex; nucleus; cytoplasm.